AUGUGUAUAGCUGAAAAUCUGGAGCAGAACCUAAAAGAUGAACUGAAUUCUGCAAAAUUUUUCUCAAUACUUACUGAUGGUAGCACCGACUCAGCAACUCAGGAAAAAGAACUCCUUUAUGUCAUUUUUCUAGGAGCGGACGGGGCAAGUGUCAACAUGGGGGUGAAUAGGGGUCUAGCUGUGCAGUUACGUGAAGAUAUUCCUUGGCUCAUAAGUGUGCAUUGUUUUAAUCACAGACUAGAGUUAGCCAUCAGGGAUGGUUUCAAGGGAACACACUGGAGCAUUGUCAAGAAACUUUAA
Molecule: messenger RNA, 300 nt
Organism: Patella vulgata (common limpet)
Lineage: Eukaryota; Metazoa; Mollusca; Gastropoda; Patellidae
Exons: 3
Coding region: 1-300 (99 amino acids)
Source: RefSeq, a predicted model, not a curated record